AGUAGGAUAGCAGAUGGUGGAAAUAGAAACUAUUGAAUAAAGAGAUCUAUUGAGGACAGGAAAAAAAGAGGGUGAGUCGGACAGGGACUGACUUAGAAAGUAAAGCAUAAAGUUUGAUAACAGGAAUGAGAGAGAAGUUUUUAAAGUGGUCUUUUGACUAAUCCUCUGUGGGUGGGGCUUUGAGUGUGGGAGACUGUCAACAGUGUUUUCCCUUCAUGGACUUCUAGAGCAACAGAGUAGAACAGAACGAAUGCAUUUGUUUUAGUUAGAGACAGAGAGAGAGAGAGAAAGAGAGAGGGAGGAAAGCUGUUUUAAUAUGUAAGUGUAGAGGAUGGACCGUCAGCAUGUGUGAAUAUGGAUGUGUGUGCUUUAGUAUAUGACAGGGUAGAAGAUUUCGGUGUGUGUUACAUGCCGAACCGAGAGGAACUACUUUCAUGCGAUAAGAUGCACACACAAACUUGUCAGACUCACCCUGAAGAUUAUUAGUGAAGAACACCAGGAGCGAGGGAUUCCCUUAAAGAGAAAGAGAGAGAGAAAAAGAGAGGGACAAGGAUGAAGUGCCGCCGCAGGGAGGUUGGUGUAGAGGGGGGUGUAAGGUUAGUGAUGGAGAGCGCUCUCUCGGCAAGAGAUCGGGUCGGCGUCCAAGACUUCUUGCUCUUGGAGAACUACAACAGCGAAGCUGCUUUCAUUGAAAACCUACGCCGCCGGUACAGAGAGGGCCUCAUUUAUACGUAUAUUGGCUCAGUGCUGGUGUCAGUGAAUCCUUACAGAGAGUUGGAGAUUUACUCCAAACAGAACAUGGAGCGACACAGAGGAGUCAAUUUCUAUGAGAUCUCACCUCACAUUUUUGCCCUGGCCGAUAAUUCAUAUCGUGCACUGCGGACUGAGAGACGAAAUCAGUGUAUUCUGAUUUCGGGAGAGAGUGGUGCUGGAAAGACUGAGGCCUCCAAAAAAAUACUUCAGUACUACACACACAUCUGUCCCACCCGCAACAACACACACACUAUCAGAGAGAGACUGUUGCAGUCCAACCCAGUACUGGAGGCUUUUGGGAAUGCUAAAACUCUCCGGAAUGACAAUUCGAGUCGUUUUGGGAAAUACAUGGACAUUCAGUUUGACUAUAAGGGAGCUCCAAUUGGAGGUCACAUCCUAAACUACCUGUUAGAGAAAUCCCGUGUGGCCCAUCAGAACCAUGGUGAGAGAAACUUCCACAUCUUCUAUCAGCUGCUGGAGGGUGGAGAAGAACCUCUUUUGAAGAGACUCGGUUUGGAGAAAACCAACCCACAACAUUAUCAUUACCUGGUUAAGGGUAACUGUCCACGGGUGAGCUCUAUCAAUGAUAAGAAUGGUUGGAAAGUUGUGAGAAACGCUCUCACCAUCAUUGGCUUUAAUGAGGAGGAGAUACAGGAGCUGAUGGAGAUUGUGGCCAGUGUUUUACAUCUGGGUAACAUACAGUUCGGUGAAGAUGAGGAGGGAGAGACACACAUAACCACUGGACCCCAACUGCAAUAUCUGUCCCAGCUGCUGGGUGUGGACGGGUCAGUCCUGCAAGAAGCUCUUACUCACAAGAAAAUUGUUGCCAAAGGGGAGGAGAUGAUCAGUCCCUUGAGUUUAGAACAGGCUCUCUCUGCUCGGGACUCUUUGGCCAAAGCCAUAUAUGGUCGUGCCUUUACCUGGCUUGUCCAGAAGUUAAACCGAUCAUUGGCCUUUAAGGAUGAGGUCUACUACUCCAGUAAAUGUUCUUCAAUUAUUGGUUUGCUGGACAUAUAUGGAUUUGAGGUCUUUCAACACAACAGUUUUGAGCAGUUCUGCAUUAAUUACUGCAAUGAAAAACUGCAGCAGCUGUUUAUUGAGCUCACACUGAAAAGUGAACAGGAGGAGUAUGAGGCGGAGGGGAUCGUGUGGGAGAGAGUGAAAUAUUUCAACAACAAAAUCAUCUGUGACCUGGUGGAGGAGAAACAUAAAGGCAUCAUUGCCGUUCUGGAUGAGGAGUGCUUAAGACGAGGAGAUGCCAGUGACAUCACCUUCCUGGAGAAGUUGGAGGACACACUGGGUGGCCAUGCCCAUUUUGUCACUCAUAAAAUGGCCAACGGGAAGAUCCGCAAGGCAAUUGGGAGAGAGGAAUUUAGACUUGUUCAUUAUGCUGGAGAGGUUAACUACAACGUCAGUGGGUUUCUGGACAAAAAUAAUGAUCUGCUGUACAGACACCUGAAGGAGGUGCUGUGUCAGUCGGGGAAUCACAUUGUCAGUCAGUGUUUCCAUGCAGAUGAGUUGAUGGACCAGAGAAGACCAGAGACGGCUGCCACACAGUUCAAGCUCAGUUUAGCUAAACUGAUGGAGAUUCUGAUGUCUAAGGAACCAUCGUAUGUCCGCUGCAUAAAACCCAAUGACGCUAAACAGCCUGGUAGAUUUGAUGAGGUUUUGGUCAGGCAUCAGGUGAAGUAUUUGGGUUUGAUGGAGAAUCUGAGAGUAAGGAGAGCUGGAUUUGCAUACAGACGGAACUAUGAGGUGUUCUUAGAGAGGUAUAAGUCUCUGUGUCCAGACACCUGGCCAAACUGGCGUGGGAAACUCCCAGAGGGGGUCGCCACUCUGGUCAAACACCUCAACUACAAACCUGAAGAAUACAAACUGGGCAGGUGCAAAAUCUUUAUCCGCUUCCCAAGGACUCUGUUUGUGACUGAGGAUGCACUUGAGGCCAAGAAACAAACCAUCGCUGUCACUCUGCAGACAUCUUGGCGGGGCUACAGGGAGCGAGCCAAGUACCACCAGAUCCGACAUGCAGUAAUUGUUAUCCAGUCAUGGUGGAGAGGAGUCAAAGGGCGAAGGAAAGCCAUGCAUCGUAGACAAGCAGCUGACACUAUACGCAAGUUCAUCAAAGGCUUCAUCCUGCGCAAUGAGCCUCGUUGCCCUGACAAUGCGUACUUCUUGGACCAUGUGAGAUUCUCCUUCUUGAUGAAAGUGAAACGAAAUCUGCCAAAAAGUGUGCUUGACAAGAGCUGGCCAAGACCACCGCCCUCACUCACUGAGGCAUCUGAGCACCUUCACAGGAUGUGCAUUCGCAACCUGGUCAAUGACUACUGCAGGAGAAUCCAGCCAGAGUGGAAGAAGCAGUUGGAACAGAAGGUUGUAGCCAGUGCGAUCUUUAGGGGCCAGAAGGACUGCUACCCUCGAAGUGUUCCCAAACUCUUUGUAGCCACCAGGCUAGAAGCUGAAGAGAUCAAUCUCAAAGUGCUGCAAACUCUUGGGAAUGACAACAAGGUGAAGUAUGGUGUAGCGGUCACUAAGUACGAUCGCCAUGGUUUCCGCGCUCGUAUGCGUCAGCUGCUGUUGACCACUUCAUCUGCUGUGCUGGUCCAGGAAGCAAAAAUCAAACAACGUAUCGACUACGGCACAUUGCUGGGUAUCUCUCUUAGUUCCCUCAGUGACGGAUUCUUUGUUUUGCAUAUUCCCUCCACUGACAGUAAGCAGAAGGGUGACCUAGUGCUGCAAUGCGAUCAUGUGAUUGAGGCUGUCACCAAGCUGGCCAUCAUGGCAGACAAGAUACACAAUGUCAACAUCAGCCAGGACAGUAUCAGGUUUGCCAUAGCGAGGGGAAAGGAGGGAGUGAUAGAUUUCACCAGUGGUUCGGACCUGCGAGUUGUCAAGACCAAGAAUGGACACUUGUCUGUGACCACCCCACGAAUCUCAUGAACAGCCAAUGACAGCUCACCAGCAGCGGACAGAUCAUUUCACAGGAGUGGUUUAGCCAAUCACUACACAGAGCCAGACUACCCUUUUAUGAUUCAUUUCAGUCUCACUCCAAAAGCACGUUAGCAAGUGUAUAUUAAAGGACAUUUGCAAUCUUUUUUUUCCUGAAUAUUGAAUUUAGAUUAUGCUUUUAAUGAAGAUUUUUAAUUAAAUGAGUUCAUUUUGUAUUUUCUCUCAUCUGACCAAUUAAAUGAAUCUUUGUUUUUUCAGUUAUGUUAAUAAUUCAAGCUUUACUAUGCAGAUAUACUACAGAGUAUUUUUAAGAGUUCUUAUUAACUAGAUGAUAUUUUAAAAUGUAAAUACAAAAGCACAACUCAAUUGUUAUUGAAUAAUUUGAAAAAAAAAAAAAAAGAUUAAAUGCAUUAUAUUUAAUGUGUUAUUUUUGGUUUGCUUUAUUAAAUCUCUAAAGACUUCAGACAGAUGCAAAAAAAUCCUGCUUUUUCAGGUGUUUUGAAACGGAGAUCAGUCACAACAUGUCUGCAUCAAGUGUUCAAUAUGACUUCACUUACCAUCUGUUGUAUGUAAAAAAAA
This is a messenger RNA of Sinocyclocheilus rhinocerous, 4278 nucleotides long. RefSeq names its product unconventional myosin-Ic. NCBI's taxonomy places the organism in Eukaryota, Metazoa, Chordata, Actinopteri, Cypriniformes, Cyprinidae. Gene Ontology annotation, cellular component: plasma membrane; microvillus; cytoplasm. The record is from RefSeq and is a predicted model, not a curated record. The transcript has 32 exons. Gene Ontology annotation, biological process: actin filament-based movement; actin filament organization; endocytosis. Gene Ontology annotation, molecular function: actin filament binding; microfilament motor activity; ATP binding. The coding region runs from base 553 to 3690 and encodes 1045 amino acids.